AUGCGAAACAAUACAACAGUACAGAGGAAAUGAGAAAGCUCUCCUCCAAGCGAUGAAGCUCAACUGGUUGGGGUAUCCCACCAACAGAGAGCGCCACCAGCUUUUUUGCUAUUUUUAGAAUGUAUGAGUCGUUUGCCGUCUGCUAAACGAAGUCUUUCUAUAUUCCGUUUAGGUAGAGAACUUGAGUCGUUUAGAAGCCGUUUAGUGGUCGUUUAGUGGAUUUGUGGCACUUGGGCAGCGCGAGCUUUUUGGCGGCCAUCUUGAACCCUCAAAACCCCUCACAACGACUUAUAAAAACAAUCGCCAGCGAGGGAAAAUUGCACCAAUUUGGAGCAUUGGCGAGCUCGUUAAGGCCCGUGUCUCCAUCGGAUGCGAUUUUAUCGGAAGGCCUGUCAAAAUUUAAUAUUGAAUUUGACAGAUAACGUCCCAAGUGCCACAAAUCCACUAAACGACCACUAAACGGCUUCUAAACGACUCAAGAUCUCUACCUAAACGGAAUAUAGAAAGACUUCGUUUAGCAGACGGCAAACGACUCAUGCAUUCUAAAAAUAGCAAAAAAGCUGGUGGCGCUCUCUGUUGGUGGGAUACCCCAACCAGUGGAGCUUCAUCGCUUGGAGGAGAGCUUUCUCAUUUCCUCUGUACUAUACAACGGUUUCGCAUUGAAGUUAUGCAUCGCUAGAACCAGAACGGCGAUACGAUUGUUUAAAUACUAAACUCCAACGGAAACCACCAGCUCUGAAGCCAGUGAGAUUUGAGUAAUGGUCGUUGGUGUUAAUACCCACGUAUUUGACCACACGACCAUUCAUAUAGAUUUUUGCUCGGAAAGUUAGAAGGCUAUAUAGGUCAUGAUAAGAUGAAACUUGUCGAAACACAUUGCAAGAAAAGGAUAGCAAUAUAAUGAUUAGUUUUAAUACGCCAUCUAUUGAUCAAACCAAUGAAGCUGUGGAGCUUUCAUUUUUUUUCUAUGGAUAUUCAAUUUUCCAGUCGUUUAAGCUUAAUCUGUGGCGCUUGGGGUCGGACGUGCGAUUUCGUCCUACGACAGAAUCAAAAAAAUUUGAUUUCGUCGGACGCCGCAUCCGAUUUUAUCUGUCAAACUAAAUGUGUGGUGUUUUGUAGGAACAAUUCCAACUUAAUUUUUCAUAAUCCUUAUUUUAAUAAAAUCAUCCAAAUAAUCGCAAUUUCAUACGAAAAAGCGUUUGAUAGCACGUGCGAUAAGAUCGCAUGCGAUGAAGCACAGACACGGCCCUAAAGCCGGUUUUUGAGCCUUCGAUCCAAUCGAUGUUUUUCCUAACGAGGGGUAGGAUAGUGCUGUCAAAUGUCAAAUUGAGCCAUUUCCACAGAACUUUCAAAUCGCGGCAUUCAUUCGGAAUCGUACUUGCCGAUCAAAAGGGAGUGAUCUUGCGUGGUUGAAACAAAUAAAAUGGACUACCUCUACAACAACGACUGCAAAUUCUUUACAGGCCGUGGUGACGAUGAAAAGCUUCCCGAAAUCAGUAUCGUUUGUGAGAACAGUUACCACACGACGGCGCUGCAGAAAGCAACACAUUGCUUUGAAAAGCUGGACUACCUCGCCAAGCAGCGUCGUAAAAAGGCGGUCAAGGAAAUGGAGUCACGCCACAACAAGGUGCUGCUAUUGAAUGGAUCCGCAUUGGUGCAGGACAAAGUGUUCCAGUGCAACAGUCUAGCCCACUUGAAGAUGUACUACAACAACGCCGGCAAGCGUUUGCAGAACGCGGGAAGGAUGCGGGACUCGAUACGCUACCUUGAAGCUGCAUACGUCAUCCCGUUGGAAAAUAAUCGGAAUGUGUUGCAAACCUCCAUUAACCUGCUGCUUACCGUAGCGUACAGAAAGACCGAACAGUACCGGAAGUAUCUCACAUUCCUCGGACGCUCGAAGGGUCCGCAUUCGCAGGAGCAGAAUUUAAACAUUCUUCGUAACAAGCCAUUCCCCGUCUGGCAGGAGGAUGCAGCGUGCAGCGCUGUCGAUUGGGAAAAGGAACUGUUCGGCACUAGCAACAGCCGUGCCGUGUCCUGCGAAAUAAUCAACGGAUCAUUGGUGGCCAAGCGUGACUUUAACGUUGGCGAUGUUAUAUUCGUCGAAAAGCCAGUGGUUGGCUACGUUGCGGAAUCGAUGGGUCAAUGUAACUGGUGCACCCUGAAGACGCUCUACACCGUGCCAUGUGUAGUUUGCCGUGAGGUAUUUUACUGCAGUGUGCAAUGCUUGGGCAAGGAUGAGCAUUACCACCAGUACGAGUGUCGGGGCUACCGGUCGCUGUUCUUUCCACUGAUGGAUUUUAUGCUUACAAUCCGUCUGCUGGUGAAAUCGUUGGAUGUACUGCAAACGAACCUUUCGCUACGCAAACCGCCCACCCAACAUCCCAGGACGGUGGAGCAGCUGUGGGCAGCAUUGCUCGAGGAUCACCAUGCGCAUUCGGAAGACCUGCUUUCGCUGUUGCAAGGGUGCACGUGCGAUCAUUACGUGGAGGAAUCCGGCAGCUAUCCGGUGCUGAUCCAAAAGGCUUCACUCAUCAUGUACUACUUAAUGAUGGACAAAAGGCUGGUUGAAGAUUACAAGUCCUGCUGGAUGAAUCUAUCGAUUGCCGAGCGGAACAUAUUCCUUGAAAGCGUCCUGCUGCGGCUUUUGUGUGUAGUGCACACGUUUAUGUGCGGAUUCAAAUACGAGCUGUCGUACGACAAGGGAGAUGUCGACGAGAUGUUAAUGGACCGCUCGUCAGCGACGGACGCGCAGGACGCAGUGCAUACGAACGCACCAGAGUCGAAGGCGCCAUUCGAUGCGCAUCAGCGGCCAGCCGCAUACGCGCGAACCCAUGAUAACUUGCUCAUGUUUUGGGACGUUUGUUGGACCGAGGCAAAUCACCGAGCGCAACAGGCGGACAAUGUAGACGCUGUGGAGUGUGCGCUGCAAAAAUACUGCGAAGGUUAUCACGCUACGUUCAACUUUCUGGAGCACCUGGCCCAGUGCAAAUCGGCACCGAAAGUAACGACCUUCAACCAGUACCGUGGUUUGUACCGAUUCGUUCGUGAAAUUGAAUCUUCUGACGAGGAAUCAAAUGUUAUCACUAUAUUGCUGGACCACGGAGUCGUCGCGUUUCGGGCAUUAAAAUCGAUCAAAAAGGGCGAGACAUUGGUAUUGGCACGUACGUUCAGCAACGCCAGCGAGGUGCAGCAAGAUUUUUCCAAUACCAUAAAAAUAAUAGGAAACGAUGACAUCAAAACUGAGCAGGCAAGAUUGAUCUGUAGGAUCGAUUUAACGAGCGAAAUCAUCGAUAAGAUGAAAAAUAAGACAUCUUUAUUCGUGUCGGGAAGUUUCUUCUCCUUUUUGUUCAUUUUCGAUCACUUCAUAAAAGUGUUCGAUGGCAUUUUACAGCGAUCGAAGCACAGCGUGCAGAUUUUUGAGCUAAUAAACAAAAUAGAGAACAUCUACAAUCAUGCCCGGAUAGUGCCGGGUGUGCUUAUGCAAGACGAGUGGACGUCCCAGUUGGUGAAGCGCGGUCCCAAGUUGCGCUUGAUGAAGCGCCAGAACAACAAAAUCGUUGCCAAUCAGCUGUACAAUAGUUUCUUCAAAUGAAAAAAAACGGAUGUUUUCAUGCAUACUUUAGUAGGAAAAUGAAUAAUUUAUGAACUUCAGUGUAGGUUUUC
This is a messenger RNA of Anopheles coluzzii, 3660 nucleotides long. RefSeq lists its product as uncharacterized. Lineage: Eukaryota; Metazoa; Arthropoda; Insecta; Diptera; Culicidae. The transcript has 7 exons. The record is from RefSeq and is a predicted model, not a curated record. The coding region runs from base 1421 to 3589 and encodes 722 amino acids.